AUGACGGGAUAUGGAGAGCAGAAUGGGUGCCAUCUUGCUAUGGAGCCCGCCGUCACUACACCCCACAACCGACCACAGGCCAUGCUUGAACCGAAUCGCGAAAGGCUGCAGACGGAGUCGCUCGCCAACGGACACUUAGCAGGCAGUGACGAGAGUAGCAUUUCUGCUGAGUCUCCCACCGAGAAGGUCGCCAACAUCGUCCCAAAUGGCGAAGCAGUCGAUCCCUCCCACCCUUCAGACCUGGAGGCUGCUCCCGACAUGGAGAAGAAGCAAGAGGAGCCGCCACCAAGAAGUACACUCAAGAUUGCCUUGAUCAUGCUUUCCUUAUGCAUUGCUGUCUUCCUCGCUGCACUCGAUACUACUAUCAUCACCACUGCAGUUCCCACCAUCGCGCAGCGGUUCAGAGUUUCGGAGGGCGACUAUGCUUGGAUCGGUUCCUCCUACCUUCUAUCUGCGGCAGCGUCUGUGCCCACCUGGGGAAAGUUCAGUGAUAUAUGGGGCCGCAAGCCUGUCCUACUACUCGCGAACUUGAUCUUCUUGGUUGCAUCGUUGAUCGCUGCGCUGAGCAUCAAUAUCAAGAUGUUGCUCGCUGGUCGAAUCAUACAAGUACCUUUCGAUGGAAUCGCCUUUGCUAUUAUACUUUUCUAUUUGGAUAUUGAAACUCCCAAGACUAAUUGGAUAGCUGGUCUGAAGGCCAUAGACUGGAUCGGCGUUCUCACCAUCUCGGGCGGUACGGUGAUGUUUCUUCUUGGAUUGGAAUACGGGGGAGUCAAUUAUCCCUGGAAAAGUGCAACGGUCAUCUGCCUGCUCGUCUUUGGGAUUGCGACUGUAGCCCUUUUCUUCACCAACGAAUGGAAGCUCGCCAGAUAUCCGGUAAUGCCGAUACGACUCUUCAAAUCCCGCAGCAACAUUGCUUGUCUGAUUGUUUGCUUCAUCCACGGUAUGGUCUUCAUUGCAGGUGCCUAUUAUCUCCCUCUCUACUUUCAAACAGUGCUUGGCGCAUCCCCCAUCCUGAGUGGAGUCUACCUCUUUCCUUUUGUACUCUCACUCUCGUUCACCUCGGUCGCUGGGGGUAUAUUCAUCAAGAAGACUGGCCAAUAUCUUCCGCCAAUCUGGUUUGGAAUGAUUUUCAUGGCAAUCGGGUUCGGGCUAUUCGUUGACUUGCCCAGCACGCGCGACUGGAGCCGCCUAAUCACCUUUCAAAUAAUCGCUGGCUUGGGUGUGGGACCUAUCUUCCAAGGACCACUUAUUGCACUUCAAACACAUGUCGAGCCUCGGGACAUUGCCACUGCGACCUCCUUGUUCGGCUUCACCAGAAACAUCGCAACAUCCAUCUCCGUCGUCAUCGGCGGCGUUAUCUUCCAGAAUCGCAUGAUCGCUCAACAGGCCAGGCUCCGCUCCACUCUUCCGGCAGACGUCGCACUGCGACUAGGCAGCGGCAACGCAGCCAGCUCUGCCGACGUCGUCAGGGCACUUCCAGAUGCCCAACGCCGUGUCGUGGAUGUCGUCUACACCGACUCACUUCAGAAGAUAUGGAUCUUUUAUGUCGCGAUCGCAGUAGUCGGCGUCCUGGCUAGUUUCGCGAUCCAAAAGAAAACGCUGAGUAAGCAGCAUGAGGUGUACCGAAGUGGCUUGGAGCAGGAGAAAAAGAAUCGACUUGAGCAGAAACAGCAGGAUGCGCUGAAAAGGGAGGAGAAGGAGGAACGGCGGAGGAGCAGGUUAAGUCAGGAUUUGACGAACACUGCGGAGAAGGGAGAGCGGAGGAAAAGUAGGGAUAGCAGAAGUCGCCGCGAUGAGAAUAGGGCGACUAGACGAAGUGGAGAGCUGCAUCCGGUCGUGAGCGUUGUACCAGAGGGAGGGGGUGAGGCAGGUGACAAGUAG
Molecule: messenger RNA, 1881 nt
Organism: Bacidia gigantensis
Lineage: Eukaryota; Fungi; Ascomycota; Lecanoromycetes; Lecanorales; Ramalinaceae
Exons: 5
Coding region: 1-1881 (626 amino acids)
Biological process (GO): transmembrane transport
Molecular function (GO): transmembrane transporter activity
Source: RefSeq, a predicted model, not a curated record